Hydra vulgaris (swiftwater hydra) is the source of this 2845-nucleotide messenger RNA. RefSeq names its product hybrid signal transduction histidine kinase M. The record is from RefSeq and is a predicted model, not a curated record. Gene Ontology annotation, molecular function: protein binding. NCBI's taxonomy places the organism in Eukaryota, Metazoa, Cnidaria, Hydrozoa, Anthoathecata, Hydridae.
UAAAAAUUACCUAUCUAUUGGCAAUACAUGCAAGUUUUUGGAAUUCAAGGAAUAAACAGUUAUUGGGGAACAAGAAAGUGAAUAAAGUCUUAAAUUAAUGCAAACUAAGAUAAUAAUGCCUUUAUCUCAUGAGAGAUUUUCAACUACUGACAGUUUUUAAUAUUUGUCAAUUUAGAUUAAAAGUUAUUUCAUUAAUUAUUUUGGAAUGAAAUACCCAGUCGAAUAUGAGUUAAUAAAAGCAACACGCAAAAGUGAAAUUUCAACAGAAUCAUUAUUUGAUCUUUUGCAACAAAUAGAAAGUGUUUUUCUUUACGAUUAUUUUGAAAAUAAAAAUGAAAGUGGAAUAAAUGAGGUACAUCCUUUUAAAAAAGAAAAUGAAGACUUUAAAGAAAACAGUUUUGCAAAGAACUCAAGUAAAAUUGUUAUCAGCAACAACAUUUGCUUAACAAAUAAUCUAACUAUUGCUUAUAAAGACAAAAAUAACACUACCAACAACAACAAUAACUACAACAACAACAACAGAAGCAACAGUAACAACAACAACUUUAACAACAAUAAUGACCACAACAACAACUACAAAAAAAACAAAAACAUCAUCAACAGUAACGACAACAACAACGCUAAUAUUAUUGUAAAUCAAAACAACAUAAUUAACAACAACAACUGCAAUAAUAAUGACAACAGUAAUACAAUAAGAAAAAUAUUUUCCCAGUACUCUUGGUUCACAGAAGAAAACUAUCCAACAAGUAAUAGUUUGUCAAGUUUAGCUAUUUCAAAAAAAAAAUCUAAUCUUGGAGGUGGUUUAAGAAUAGAAGAACCUUGUGAUCCUCUCAACAUCAAAAAAGAGUUACCUUUUUUAUUUUACAACCAAAACCGCUCUAGUUCAGACUUUCAUUCUACUCAGUUAUCUAGGAGUUAUUUUUUACAAACAACGAAUGCAUGCAAAAAAGAGGCUAAGAAAAAAAAAACUCCCGUUAUUGAAAAUAAAAUUUUAGAAAUUCAAUUAGAAGAUGUUAACAAAAUAGGUACUUCUCUGUUUUUUUUAAACAAUUUCCAACCUGCUCCUGAAUCAAAACCAAAUGAGUAUGAAGUUAAAAAUUUAGCUAAUAAUGUUGCUCCGUUACCAUUAGUUUUUUCCAAAGAAACUUCUUGUAAAAAUAUUCAGAAACAAAAGUUAACAGUUUUUGGAAAUACUGAAACAGAUUUAUGGUUUAAAAAUCAGUAUUUAGUUCCUACCUUGACGCCAGAAAUAAGUUCAGAUGUGUCUCAACCAUCCCAGGAUACUGUUUAUACAUCGAGUAACUCUCAAAGUACGUCACUAACAGAUUUAAAGAAGACAAUAGAUAAUGUAGAUAAUUUUCUUCGAUUAAGGAAUAUUCAAAGCUAUAAAAAAAACAUGCUAAGCAAUUGUAAAUUUUCAAAAAAGUCAAGCCAACUUUUUAAAUGGAAGUUAGAAAGUGUUAAAGAUUUACUACCAAUAAUCAUAGAAGAAGUAACAAACAUUAACUCGGCAAUCUUAAACAUAACAAAUGUUGAUGUGAUAUUAAAUGAUGACGUUAAAUUUGAUGAUAAGUUAAUUGAAAAACAAAUUGAUGAAAAGAUAGAAUAUAUAAUAUUAGAAAACUUAUCACUCGUACCUUUAUCAAUAUUGCUGUUCUCUGAUUGUUCGGAAAAAGUUGAAAUAAAAAACUGGACGAGGAAGUCAAUAACUUUUAAUCAAAAUUUAAAAGUUAACCAAUCUCAGCAAAUAAUGACUAUGAAAACUGUUCACUUCAAAGAAAUGAGCACACAAGAACUGAAAAAUAGUUAUCAGGAAAUAAAAAAUAGUUUUUAUGAAAACUUUAAUACAAAAAAAAAGGCGACAGAAAACGACGUCAGAGAGCGACAGAUAUCGUCAGAGAGCAACGAAUUUAGAACGACAGAGUUAAAAACUUUUCAGAAAACAAUUACAAAAAACAGUGAAAAUUAUUUAAAAAAUUGCUCGAUUAAAUAUCCUUUAUCGUUUGAUUCUGCAAAUGUUCAAGAUACUAAUGACUACCAAGGUUACCACUAUAAUAGCUCAAAUGAUGACACAUGCGGUUGUGAUUUUUAUGAAAAUCGUUAUUUAGAAGAGAAUUCAAACUUUUUUAAUGAAAAACAAACAAAUGAUUUUUGUGAAAGAAAAAAAAAAGAUCUUUAUCUCAAGCAAAAAUUUAUAAAUAAUCUUUCAAUAAACCAAUCAGAUUUUAGUGCGCAAAAAAAAACAGAGAAUAACACUCACAGUCUUCCACAGUGGAGUAGUCAAACAAAAAUAUACAACACCAAAAUAGAUGAGGAGAAAAAAACUGAUAUAUUCAAAACAAAGGCUGACAUAAUAAUAAAAACAAACGACUCAUUACAUGAAAAUAUUUUGUGUGAAAACUUCAAUCAUUUAUAUGAAAAUACUCAAAACCAUUUUGAACAUAACCAGUUUACAGAUAUAUUUGUCGAUUCCUUCCAAUCUAAAGCUUCUAAAAAAACAAUGCAACUUUCUGAAAAAUUGUGUGAAGAUAAUGAUUUGCCAAAAUAUGAAAACUUGUUCCUUAAAAACCAAUAUAAAUCCACGCUAGCGCAAAAAAGUACCAUACCUGGUGAUAUGUGCUCUAAGAAAUUUGAUGUUGCUAAAGCUGUCGAUGAAAACGGCAACUCGUGUCUCCACAUAGCUGCAAUGAACUGUGAUAUUUCUGCAAUUAAAUAUAUUUUGAGAAAUGGAGGAAAUGUUUUCCAAAAAAAUAAUAACAAUUUAUUACCUAUUGAUAUGGCGGGAGACUUCCAAACUGCAAGUUUAUUCUCUUCAGUGAUGCUUUUUUAUGGUCAUAGCUAACUA